This is a messenger RNA of Leishmania mexicana MHOM/GT/2001/U1103, 474 nucleotides long. RefSeq lists its product as hypothetical. The transcript has a single exon. Lineage: Eukaryota; Euglenozoa; Kinetoplastea; Trypanosomatida; Trypanosomatidae. The record is from RefSeq and is a predicted model, not a curated record. The coding region runs from base 1 to 474 and encodes 157 amino acids.
AUGGUUGCCAUAACAACCCUCCUUCAGUGGUUUUCAUUCUUUUCCCUGGCCACCCUGCAGAGGCCGUUUUUGCCGGUGGUGAAGGAUGUGCUCGUGUACGUGUGCAUGAGCGGCGCGCUGCUCUUCCUGGUGACGAUUGUGCUAGCCUACGGCUUUGCAGAUAAGGAGAUGCAGCAGUACCUGACAAAGACGGCACGUGUUGCGGUGCCAGACGGUGUGCCGACGAGAGGCAACGCCGUGCUCGUACCCUUUUCGUAUGAGGCGUUUGUGAGUGCCUCUGUGACGAUGAGUGUCGUAGCAGCGCUCACUGUUCUGCUGUGCUGCAGCUUUGUUCUUCAAGUUGCAUGGGACGGCAUGGGGACCUGCGUGGCGCCGAUGGUGGCGAUGACGGUGAACACGGUGAAGCCCAAGUGCUGGGACACCGCAGAGGAUUAUCGUGGGAAGGUGCCACCACCGCCAGAGGCAGCAACGUAG